GUUUAUGUCGAUAUUAUGUGACGAGGCGGACAUCUCGAAACUCUCGAAAGCAUUCUACAUCGUGCAUGAGAUGCGAUGGAGUGGCGAACUGUGAUAGUGAUAGUGUUGGUCGUAAGUCUGUGUUUUUUUAUGAUACCGAUUAAAAAUGAAGACAAAAAUGUCGAGGACGCCAAGUUAUUCACCAGUUAUGUUGACCAAUACAAUAAAUCAUACAAGAAUGAUUCUGUAGAAUAUAAAGAGCGAUUCGAACUCUUCCAGAAAUCACUGCGACACAUCGAAAAGAUGAAUAGUUUUCGGACGUCCCAAGAAAGUGCGUAUUAUGGAUUGACGGAAUUCUCUGAUUUAUCUGAAGAUGAAUUCUUACAACAAACUCUUCUUCCAGAUUUACCUUUGCAAGGUCAAAAACACAUGACAGCAUCGUAUUAUCAUCAACAUUUUACGAACUCAUCGGUUCAUCGCGUGAAAAGGGUAACGGGCAUACCCUCUAAAUUCGAUUGGCGAGACCAAGGGGUCGUAGGGCAAGUUCAAAACCAGGGGAGUUGUGGUGCGUGUUGGGCAUUCAGCACUAUCGGGGUGGCCGAAUCCAUGUACGCCAUCAAAAACGGAACUUUGUAUCCCUUUAGCGUGCAGGAAAUGAUCGAUUGCAUGCCAGGCAGUUAUGGAUGUGAAGGCGGUCACAUAUGCAGUUUACUCUCGUGGCUGCUGGUGUCAAAGACCACAAUUAUGUCCGAGAAUUCUUACCCUCUUACAUUGCAAACUAGUGCAUGUAAAUUAUCUAAAAUUUCUGCAAAAACAUCGGGAGCUAAAAUAACAAAAUUUACAUGCGACAACUUUGUGAAUGCUGAAAGCGAACUUUUGACACUGCUCGUUACUCAUGGACCCGUGGCGGCUGCAGUGAAUGCCAUAUCUUGGCAGAAUUAUUUAGGCGGUAUAAUACAAUAUCACUGCGACGUCAUUCAAAAUUUAAAUCAUGCGGUACAGAUAGUGGGAUAUGAUAUGUCAGGGACUAUACCGUAUUAUAUUAUUAAAAACUCGUGGGGCUCGAUUUUUGGCAACAAAGGUUACAUUCACAUUGCGAUCGGUAAAAAUUUAUGCGGUAUAGCUAAUCAAGUCUCGUCGCUCGAUAUUAUUUAAUCGAUCACGAUCACAACAUCACAUUUCCAUUUUUAAGGAAAUAGAUCGAGAAGCUAAGGAACAAUUAAAUAUAUAUAAUAGUAUAUACUAUAUAUAUCUCCUUUUUAUAGAAAGUAUUAUGAACAAAAAUAUCAUAAGACUGUAACUUAAUAAUAAAAUGCUUUAUUAGGUGCUUUAAGGCAGUAAUACAUAUAUUAUAUUUUCUAUACAGAUAUUUGUAGAUAUAAUGCAGUAGGUAAUGUAAAACUUAUUAAAUAUAUAUACUUAUUUAAAUAAAGGCUGAUCCAAGAGUA
Molecule: messenger RNA, 1427 nt
Organism: Nylanderia fulva
Lineage: Eukaryota; Metazoa; Arthropoda; Insecta; Hymenoptera; Formicidae
Product: cathepsin O
Biological process (GO): proteolysis
Molecular function (GO): cysteine-type peptidase activity
Source: RefSeq, a predicted model, not a curated record